AUGGCUUCUUCAGUGAGCAGAUCAGGAUCAGGGUUCAGCUUCUCAGAGCACUGGCUCUUGAUGGCAGCCACAGCCCUCAUUGGGGGGUUUCUGGGUUACAUAGUGUAUGAUGCAAUUAUGGCCACUGCAUCAGACUUGCUCCAACGUUUGCUGGUCAUUUCUCCACUCUUCUUGGUCAUCAUUGUUCACUGGCUCUCCACUGGCACCCAGAUAAGCUUCCCCAUCCCAGGAUCUGAGCCCAGUGCCAUCCACAGAGCUGGUGGUUCCCCUUGGGGUGUUGCCUUUCUCCUUCUCUUGCUUUUCUUUCUCAUCUCCUACCAACCUUCCCUUCAACACCUUAUCACUUAG
Sphenostylis stenocarpa is the source of this 348-nucleotide messenger RNA. The record is from the annotation of a GenBank genome assembly. Lineage: Eukaryota; Viridiplantae; Streptophyta; Magnoliopsida; Fabales; Fabaceae.